ACACUCCUCCCUACCUUGGAAGAAGAUAUACACAAACAGAAAUAAUUCUUUUUAAUGUUUAUUUUUUAUUUUUUGAGUCGAAGUCUCGCUCUGUCGCCCAGUGGUGGCAUCGCAGUGGCGCGAUCUCGGCUCACUGCUACCUCCACCUCCUGGGUUCAAGCGAUUCUCCUGCCUCAGCCUCCCGAGUAGCUGGGACUACAGGCGCGCGCCAAGACUCCGCCACGCUAAUUUUUGUAUUUUUAGUAGAGACUGGGUUUCACCGUGUUGGCCAGGAUGGUCUCUAUCUCUUGACCUUGUGAUCCGCCUGCCUCGGCCUUCCAAAGUGCUGGGAUUACAGGCGUGAGCCACCGCGCCCGGUCCAACAGGAAUAACUCUAAGAAGUUUGGGGACAGGAGACUAAGAACCCCUAAGAAAAGAUCAUGCUGUUUCUUCCAUUGCUUUCUGUAUCCUUCUAUCCUUUCCUGGAAUGCCUUUCCCCCUGUGACCACCAGAUGGACUCCUAAUUUGCAAAACAAAAAGCGAGAAAACCUGGCUAAGUAUGUUUUUUGUUCGUUUGUUUGUUUGUUUGUUUUGAGACGAAGUCUCACUCUGUCGCUCAGGUUGGAGUGCAGUGACACCAUCUCGGCUCACUGCACCCUCUGCCUCCCGGGUUCAAGCGAUUCUCUUCCCUCAACCUCCCGAGCAGCUGGGAUUAUAGGCGUUCGCCACCACGCCUGGCUAAUUUGUAUAUUUUUAGUAGAGACGGGGUGUUGCCGCUUUAGCCAGGCUGACCUCAGGUGAUCCGCCCACCUCGGCCUCCCAAAGUGCUGGGAUUACAGGCGUGAGCCACCGUGCCUGGCCUAAAAAUGCCUGGCUAAAUUUGUUAGGGGCCACAACCCCUGAUUUACCUGCCCCUCAUACACACUCCUUUGUUUAUUCAAUACCUAUUUAGCAAUAAUAUGUUUUGGCUUAAGCAAUAUUCCAUGUGCUGUAAGCAAGAAUAACAAGGCCCCUGUCAUCAGAGCUCACAUUCCAGUGGGGGAGACAGAGGAUAAAUUCUCCCCCGGUGGACCUUGAGCUCUGUGAAGGCACUUUUGUAUUCUCGAAGCCUAGUACGUGCGGAAGUACUUAAUAAAAGUUGGUGCAAUGAAUGAUUGAAGAGCCAAUCUGGAGUUUUGAAAAUUAAACCACAAAAAUGCAAAAGGAUAAAGCCUGACGUAUGUAUAUGAUUGCAAGUGGUCAUGUAUCCAGGUCAAGACAAAGUCCCCUGGGGAUAAGAUAGAUAAUUUAGAAGUGGGUGUUACCGGCUGGGCGCGGUGGUUUACGCCUGUAAUCCCAGCACUUUGGGAGGCCAAGUCGGGCGGAUCACAAGGUCAGGAGUUUGAGACCAGCCUGGCCAGUAUGGUGAAACCCUGUCUCUACUAAAAAUAUAAAAAUUAGCCGGCACUUUCCAGCCUGGGCGACAGAGCGAGACUUUGUCUCAAAAAAAAAAAAAAAAAAAAAAAAAAAGAGAGAGAGAGAAGUGGGUGUUCCCUGGAUCCCAGAGGCGUGCAAUGCUUGAACUUAAUAAGAUUUAUAGGGCAAUUGUGGUCAGCUUUUCCAUUUAGUGUUUUCACAUACGUUAUCAUUUAAUCCUCACAUGAGGCUUGCAAAGUGCCUAUUAUUAUCCUCAAUUUACAGUGGAGGGAACUCAAGCCCAGAGUGAAUUUAGGGCCCACACCACUGCUCAGUAGGGGAGCUGUUCUGGCCCCUGCCUCUCUUCCCACUACUCAGAGUGCCUCUUACUACAGCUGGCCCUACAGGGAAGGGAAAUGCACUGAUCUGUCACUGCUGUCGAAUCCCCCAAAUUCCCUUCACCCGGUUCCUCGCACCCAGGGUAGCUGCCCUUUGGGGCGAAGGGCACAGGGGAAGGGGCCUUAGUAGGUUAAUUAUUAACCCUUUGCGCCUCAGGGCACCACGGGCUUCUGUCCCCUCCCGGAGGCGGAGGGACACGGACUGGCUAGGCGCCGGUGAGGGGGCGGCGGUCCCAGCAGCAGGCAUGGGAGUGGCGGUGCGGCCCCCAGUCCUGCGACACUGGUUCAGCCACUCAGUUCCUCUCGCUAUCUUCGCGCUGCUGCUGCUUUAUCUCAGUGCUCGGAGCCUAGGUGAGCUGCCCCUUCCAUCACCUGCUCCGGGAGGAAGCCCGGAGUCCAGGCCCUCACGACUCAAGCCUCUUUCUCGAGCCCUCACCGCUCCGUUUCUCCUCUCCCCGGGCGCCCGCUCGGGCUGCGGACCCAGGGCACAGCCCUGCGUUCCAGUGGGAACGGCGCCCUUCCAGGUCCGGCAGGAGUCGGGACCCCUGGAGGCCCCGGAGAGGAAACAGCCUCCGUGUCUGGGCCCUAGGGGGAUGCUGGGCCGCAUGAUGAGGCGGUUCCACGCCAGUCUGAAACCCGAAGGGGAUGUGGGGCUGUCCCCGUACCUGGCGGGAUGGAAGGCACUCGUCGAGUUCCUGACUCCCCUCGGCUCCGUCUUCGCCUUCGCCACUAGGGAGGUCUUCACCAAGGUGACAGCCCUGGAGGCUCGGGUGCACGGCCCGGACGCGGAGCACUACUGGUCGCUGGCGGCCAUGGCGGCGUGGGAGCGGAGGGCGGGACUGCUAGAGCAGCCGGGGGCGGCCCCCCGGGACCUGGCCUGGAGCUCGGGCUCUCGCACGCUGCUCCUGCUGCACCGCGCGCUGCGCUGGUCCCAGCUCUGCCUCCACCGGGUGGCGACCCGCGCGCUGGGAGGCCCAGACGCGGGCGUGCAGUGCAGCGACGCCUACCGUGCGGCCCUGGGUCCGCAUCACCCCUGGCUGGUCCGUCAGACCGCCCGCCUCGCCUUCCUCGCCUUCCCAGGUCGCCGCCGCCUGCUGGAGCUGGCGUGUCCCGGAGCCACCGAGGCGGAGGCGCGGGCCGCGCUGGUCCGGGCCGCCGGCACCUUGGAGGAUGUCUACAACCGCACCCAGAGCCUGCCGGCCGAGCGCGGCCUGCUUCAGCUGGCCUAAGACGGCGGCUGCGGGGACCGGCGGGAACGGAGCGGACCGCCCGGGGUGGGGCCGCGCAGCCCGGGGUCAGUCCUGCAGCCCGCGCCGCGGCCGCCUCCGUAUCCCGCCUCCUCCGUGACGUCGCCGCGGCGAGGGCCGCCCCCGGCAGGGAAUGGCGUCGAGCUCCCUCUGUCCGCAGUCUCGGAAAGACGGGAGGAGCUGUGAGGAAUAAAAAGCAGUAUUUGGCAGCGUCGACGUAGAGCGUUUUGUGUGAUGACGACAGGCGCUUAAGGGAAAUAAAAAACCAAUGUGA
This is a messenger RNA of Pongo pygmaeus (Bornean orangutan), 3293 nucleotides long. It is a transcript of the gene GLTPD2, whose product is annotated as glycolipid transfer protein domain containing 2. Gene Ontology annotation, molecular function: ceramide 1-phosphate transfer activity; ceramide 1-phosphate binding. The record is from RefSeq and is a predicted model, not a curated record. Gene Ontology annotation, biological process: intermembrane lipid transfer; ceramide transport. Gene Ontology annotation, cellular component: cytoplasm; cytosol; membrane. The transcript has 3 exons. The coding region runs from base 2018 to 3001 and encodes 327 amino acids. Lineage: Eukaryota; Metazoa; Chordata; Mammalia; Primates; Hominidae.